GCUCUUGAUCCAAAAAUUGUUGAAGAACAUUUGGUAUGGAAUGGUUUUCUAAAGGGUUAUACUGAAUGGGUACUCCAUGGAGAGUUCAUACCUUCAUGUAACCAACCCUCCGAUCUAGAAGACACCUUCAAUUUUGGAUGUAGUGUCACGGAACAAAAUUCUGUAGAAGAAGAUGAUAUAAGGGGCCUACUUAGAGAUGCUCUUGGACAUAAUAUCAGAACUGUAGGAGAAGAUGAGCGUGCAGUUAUUGAUCAGUCCAUGCAUGUUGAGGAAUCUAUACAUGCUGAUGACACAGCUUAUUAUGAUAACUUGGUGAAAGAUUGUGAUCAAGAACUGUAUCCGGGUUGUAAGAAUUUUACGAAGAUUUCUUUUCUUCUGCAUUUAUUACAUUUGAAAUAUUUGAAUGGGUGGUCCAGCAAGUCUUUUACCAUGCUUCUUCAAUUAUUAAAGGAUGCAUUUCCGGAAGGUGUUACUCUGCCAUCAUCUUCAUAUGAAGCCAAAAAACUGAUAAAAGAGUUGGACCUUGGAUAUGAGAAGAUACACAGUUGUCCGAAUGACUGCAUUUUAUAUCGUGGUGAAAAUAGGAACCAAGAGUCGUGCCGAAUAUGUGGAACCCCACGAUGGGGAAAACAUAAAGAUGACGAGAAUGAUUCGUUGACUGAAGUGGAUGCUGAACCGACUAAGAAAAAACCGGCUAAAAUUUUGAGGUAUUUUCCUCUUAUACCAAGAUUGAAAAGGAUGUUUGCAUCACCGAAGACGGCUUCCUCGAUGAGAUGGCAUGACGAAGGUCGUACAAAGGAUGGAAUGUUACGACACCCAGCGGAUAGUCCCGCAUGGAAAGCAUUUGAUGAUAGGCAUCCCGAAUUUGCUUCUGAUGCUCGCAGUGUCAGACUGGGUUUGGCGACUGAUGGGUUUAAUCCCUUUCGAACUAUGAGUUCUACAUACAGCACUUGGCCGGUUGUUUUGGUUCCAUAUAAUUUACCUCCAUGGAUGUGUAUGAAACAGUCUUCACUCAUUUUGUCAAUGGUUAUUCCAGGUGAUAAGGGCCCAGGUAAUGAUAUUGAUGUUUUUUUGCAGCCUUUAAUAGAGGAAUUGAAACAGUUAUGGGAGGGUAUUGAUGCAUUCGAUGCUUUUACUGGUCAAACAUUCAAAUUGCGUGCAGCUCUUAUAUGGACUAUUAAUGAUUUUCCUGCAUAUGCUAAUUUAUCCGGUUGGAGCACUAAGGGGCGUAUUGCAUGUCCUUCUUGUGGAGAUUCAACCCAUUCAUAUUGGUUAAAAAAUGGAGGAAAGUUCUGUUAUAUGGGCCAUCGUCGAUGGUUAGAACCAAACCAUCCAUUUCGAUUUCAGAAUGAUCUGUUUGAUAGUACCACAGAGUUGCGUUCUGCCCCUAUUCCACCAACUGGUACCGAAGUUCUUAGACAAAUGCAUGGCACAAAUUACAUACCUGGUAAGGUCUCCAAAUGUUUAAAGAAGAGGGGAAGGGAGGAUGUUGGUAGCUCAUUAAAUGAAGGGUUAAUAUCAGAGAUUUUAGAGGAUGCUAACUUUUUUGAGAAUGAUGACAAUGCAUAUGGACAGGAAAAUGAUGAUGACACAUUGGUUGCUUCUACACAGAAACAGUUAUGGAAAAAAAGGAGUAUUUUUUUUGAUUUACCUUAUUGGGAGUAUAAUCUUCUUCGACAUAAUCUUGAUGUCAUGCACAUAGAAAAGAAUGUUUGUGAUAACUUGAUUGGAACAUUGUUAAAUCUUGAUGGAAAGACUAAAGACAACUUGAAAGCGCGUCUUGAUUUGAAAGAUAUGGGCAUACGACAAGAGCUUCAUCCGACAGAGCUUGCCAAUGAUAAAUUUUAUAUACCUCCUGCAUGUUAUACAAUGUCUACUCAAGAGAAAGAUCUUUUUCUAACAGUUCUGAAAAAUUUGAAGGUUCCUGAUGGGUACUCAUCGAAUAUUUCACGAUGCGUAAAUCUCAAAGAGCGAAAACUUUCAAAUCUUAAAAGUCACGAUUGUCACAUUUUGAUGCAAGAUAUCUUUCCAUUGGCUUUAAGAUCGUCAACACCGAAACAAGUUUUUGCAAUUGUUUCUCAAUUGUCAUCAUUCUUUAAGGCAUUAUGUUCCAAAGUUCUUGAUCCUAAGGAGCUUGAUCAAUUGGAGACUAAUGUUGCACUUACACUAUGCCAUAUGGAAAAGAUCUUUCCUCCUGGAUUUUUUACUAUUAUGGUUCAUCUACUCAUUCACCUAGCGGCGGAAGCUAAACUUGGAGGACCGGUUCACUACCGAUGGAUGUAUCCUAUUGAGAGGUGAUUUUUCUAAACUCUAAUGUCCAUAUUUAAUAAUCAGUUUGAUUUUGAUAUUUAUUUUAAAAAUUUAUUGUUGAAGGUUUCUUAUGCGCUUAAAAGAUUAUGUACGCAAUCGAGCCUAUCCCGAGGGCUCGAUUGCUGAAGGAUAUAUUGCUGAGGAGUGUUUGACAUUUUGUUCGAGAUAUCUUGAAGGUGUUGAAACGGUUUUCAAUCGACCUCAAAGGAAUUGUGAUAUCAUAGAGAAUGCAGAUGUUUACAAGUUCUCAUCUGGCGGAAGAGUUUUGGGAAAAGUUGAAAGUAUUGUUCUUGACCAGAAAUCGUUGGCACAGGCACAUCGCUAUGUCUUACUUCAUAGUGAUAUAAUAUCCGAGUCUCGCAGAGAAUUUUUAAUAGCUCAGCGAAGUCUCAACCAUAACAUUCGUCCUACACCAAGGAUUGAGCAACGAUGGUUGGUUGAGUUAUUUCCAGAAUGGCUUUUCAAACAGGAUAGAUGUCUAAUAUAUUAAGCUUUUUUUUAAUUUUAUAGAGAGAAAUU
Messenger RNA from Phoenix dactylifera (date palm), 2829 nucleotides. The record is from RefSeq and is a predicted model, not a curated record. Lineage: Eukaryota; Viridiplantae; Streptophyta; Magnoliopsida; Arecales; Arecaceae.